Molecule: messenger RNA, 1161 nt
Organism: Gracilinanus agilis (Agile Gracile Mouse Opossum)
Lineage: Eukaryota; Metazoa; Chordata; Mammalia; Didelphimorphia; Didelphidae
Gene: GRPR
Product: gastrin releasing peptide receptor
Exons: 3
Coding region: 1-1161 (386 amino acids)
Biological process (GO): G protein-coupled receptor signaling pathway
Cellular component (GO): membrane
Molecular function (GO): G protein-coupled peptide receptor activity
Source: RefSeq, a predicted model, not a curated record
AUGAUGGUACUGAAGGAAUGCUUUUCUAUGGAUUUGGAAGAAGACAACUUUAUUAGUUGCAAUAGCUCUAAUCACAGUGAAAACUUCCCUCUGGGGGAUGACUGGUCCUCCCCAGGAUACCUGUAUAUCAUCCCAGCUGUGUAUGGGUUUGUCAUUCUGAUAGGACUGAUUGGCAAUAUUACCCUGAUCAAGAUCUUUUGCACAGUCAAAUCCAUGAGAAAUGUGCCCAAUUUGUUCAUUUCCAGCCUGGCUUUGGGAGACUUACUUCUGCUCAUCACAUGUGCCCCUGUGGAUGCUAGCAGGUACCUGGCAGACAGGUGGCUUUUUGGCAGGAUUGGCUGUAAACUGAUCCCCUUCAUCCAGCUGACUUCAGUUGGGGUAUCAGUCUUCACACUCACAGCCCUCUCUGCAGACAGGUAUAAAGCUAUUGUUCGACCAAUGGAUAUCCAAGCCUCCCAUGCUCUGUUGAAGAUUUGCUUAAAAGCUGCUUUUAUCUGGAUCUUCUCCAUGUUGCUUGCUAUUCCUGAAGCCGUGUUUUCUGAUCUGCACCCUUUUUAUGUGAAGAGCACCAACCAAACCUUUGUCAGCUGUGCACCAUAUCCCCACUCCAAUGAGCUACACCCCAAAAUUCAUUCAAUGGCUUCCUUUCUGAUUUUCUAUAUUAUACCCUUGUCCAUCAUUUCUGUUUAUUAUUAUUUCAUCGCCAAGAAUUUGAUCCGGAGUGCUUACAAUUUGCCAGUGGAAGGGAACAUACACGUCAGGAAGCAGAUCGAAUCCCGUAAGCGGCUGGCCAAGACCGUGCUGGUAUUCGUGGCUCUCUUCGCUGUGUGCUGGCUGCCCAGCCACGUCAUCUACCUGUACCGCUCUUACCACUACUCGGAAGUGGACACCUCCACGCUGCACUUCGUCACCACAUUCUGCGCUCGGUUCCUGGCCUUCGCCAACUCCAGCGUGAACCCCUUUGCGCUCUACUUGCUGAGCAAGAGUUUCAGGAAACAGUUCAACUCCCAGAUCUUCUGCUGCCGGCCCGGACUGCUCCGGAGGUCUCAGAGUACCGGUAGGAGCACCACGUGCAUGACGUCACUCAAAAGCACCAACCAGUCCGUGGCCACCUUCAGUCUCAUCAAUGGCAACCCUGCCUGCCAUGAGGGUUAUGUGUAG